Molecule: messenger RNA, 1185 nt
Organism: Penicillium griseofulvum
Lineage: Eukaryota; Fungi; Ascomycota; Eurotiomycetes; Eurotiales; Aspergillaceae
Product: PH domain-containing protein
Exons: 1
Coding region: 1-1185 (394 amino acids)
Source: RefSeq, a predicted model, not a curated record
AUGAAUACAGUGCUGACUCGACCCUCAUUCUCUGAGGGUAAAUCCCCGGUCAAAAUCCCUGAACCAGGCCCCUCUCAUUACCGCCUUCAUAAUAGUGGAACUUUGGAUCCCUUUUCGCCAGUGAAUGAAAAUGGAAGCUUUGAAUUCGAUCGAGUUUUGAAAACAGGGAGGGUCUCUCGUCGAGUUAAGCACAAACAUGUCUUUCGCGCCUCAUGGAAAGCAGCCUACCUCGUCCUCCGGCCAAACCUCCUUUCCGUAUACAAAGAUGAAGAAACCACCCGCCUCCGAGUCUCCAUUUCCCUAUCUGAAGUGACCGCCGUCGCACCCGUCAAGUCCCCGCGAUCAACCCGGCGCCAUGUUUUCGGGGUCUUUACCCCAUCUACGAAUUACCGCUUCGAGGCCCCGACUGAACGCGAGGCCGAGGACUGGAUCAAUCGCAUUCGAGCCGAGACUCCAGGCGACGAGGACGAGCAAGCUUUCCUAGCUUUGACCCAAAAGCGCGAACCCCCCGCUAUCCACAAACAAUUCGUUGACGAGACAACCGAUCACUCUGACUUCGAUCACACUGGCCGCGCCAGCUCCCCAGAGCCACGCCAUGCACUGUCCCCACGCAGCAAAAAUACCCAGAGACACCCUUACAUCCAGGAUUACUCCGGCAACGAAAUGACUUCCUUUUCAGAGUUCUCUGAUGGCCCCGCGCCAGCACGCGGCCAACUACGAUCUAUGCGCUCCAUCCAUUCACUGUCUGUCCCAACAGAGGAUAAACCAGUACCGCGGCCGUCAACAUCUCUUCCCCGAGACACAAACAAACAGUCCGACCUGGGCGUCCUGCGUGACCCAGAGCGGGUCAUCUGUCAGGGGUACCUGCAGGGGCUACGCAUCCAAGGGACCGUGCGCCAGUGGAAACGACUCUGGGUUGUGCUUCGACCCAAGAGCCUAGCCUUCUACAAGGACGAAGCGGAAUACGCAGCCAUCAAGAUCAUCCCCAUGUCCCAAGUAUUUGAUGCCGCAGAAGUGGACCCGUUGUCGCGAUCAAAGACCUUCUGCAUGCAGAUCAUCGCCGAAGAAAAGACCUAUCGACUUUGCGCCCCAGAUGAAGAGUCCCUCGCGCGCUGGCUAGGCUCGUUGAAGAGCAUUCUCGCUGCACGCAGGAGGUUGGAUCCCGCUCCGGGCACUUCUGUAUAA